Protopterus annectens (West African lungfish) is the source of this 7152-nucleotide messenger RNA. RefSeq lists its product as uncharacterized. The transcript has 6 exons. The record is from RefSeq and is a predicted model, not a curated record. Bases 448 to 3681 code for a protein of 1077 amino acids. Lineage: Eukaryota; Metazoa; Chordata; Ceratodontiformes; Protopteridae. Gene Ontology annotation, molecular function: protein binding; DNA-binding transcription factor activity, RNA polymerase II-specific; RNA polymerase II cis-regulatory region sequence-specific DNA binding. Gene Ontology annotation, biological process: regulation of transcription by RNA polymerase II.
AUAAAUUUACAGAACUACCAGGUUCCACCCGAUGGCGAUACUUCUCUUCGCAUCCUAGAAAAUUGUAUUGAGUGCAUUAUGGGAGUAGUAGUUUUGCACAUACAGAGUACGAGCAUCGCAGACACUAUUGGAUCCACGGCCAGUGUCCCCUGCUUGUUUGCGGCUGGUGGCAGGGACUGCCAGGUUGCUUGUACGGGGAAUCUUACGCUAAAAAAAUGACACUCGAGCCUUCGGAGAUCCGGACUGAUCGUCUUUUCUGCAGAAAAGGCAUCUCUAGCCCCUUCAGUUUCGAACAUUUAUACGUCAUAGGGUGCUAGUGGCUCUUGGCUAACUAGCUGGGGAAGUAGGUUUUGUAUAUGUUGACAAGGCUGGGGUUUAAUAAGAUUUUAUCAGAAGUUGUUGCCUCGUGAAUCGGCGAAGAAGGGGUCUCAGGACUUUGGUGUGAUUAUGGCUGGCAAAAGCGCUGGUAAACGGGGUACCGCCAGUGAUGCAAAUUUAAGCAAAUGUUUUGGCGCAAAGCAGGAAAUUGCCGGUGGUUCUAGGGAACGGGUUGGAGUAAUAGGAAGUGUUUAUGAACGCAUAGGCGGUGUGUUGUACCGUAAAAAGUGGGAAAACGGUUCUGUAAGUUAUAGAGAAGUGCCCGAGAAAGAUAAGAGACAGGAUGCCAUCGCAUCUUCCCACCAGCGGAGGAAUGGAAAGCAUCACUUCAACUUGGAAGAAACGUACGGAAAUGUGGAAGCAAGCUACUGGUGGGAAGAUAUAUAUGUGGAUGUCAAGAACUUUGUCAGCAAAUGUAAGGAGUGUAAGCAGAAGAAAAAGUUUACCACUUUGAAACAGAACCUUGUUUCAGGAAAACUGGAUUCCAAUGAGGCAGAUGUUUUAGCUAAGUUGAAUUGUCAACGUGCUUCUGGUACUUUUUGUGAUGUUUUAUUGCGUCUAGAUGGAGGAUCCUAUCCAGCCCAUAAAGCAGUUCUUGCAGCUGUCAGUGACUUUUUCCUGGAACGUUUCACUGAAAUGGGUCAAGGGUUGACAGAAAAGGUAGUUCUAGAUUUAAAAGGUUUCAGCAAAGAGAGCUUUAUUCCUCUGUUGGAUUGUGCAUAUACAUCUUUCCUUCAAUUUCCUGGAGAAAUUCGUGAUGAAGUUUGUGCUUUGGCUAAGCAUUUAAGGAUGUGGAAAGUUUUUAAAAUGUGCAAGGAGCUGCAGGCAAGUCACCUUUUGAGUGAGACCUUGGAGUAUGAUGAAACAUGCAGCAAAGAAGAAAAACAUUUGUUUUCCCUUUUAAACUCACCCUGGACAGGUUCUGACAGACAAAUUUCUUUUUAUAAUUUGGAUAAUAAGCAGAACAUUUUAGCAAGUAAAGGGGCAAGUUUUCCUAGUAAAAUAGACACCAGUUUUCAGUCAUGUCGAAUAAAGGAAAUGACUAGUAGUUUAAAAUCUUCACAAAAAUCUGAAUUUUUUCAGGACCAGGAUUUGUCCCAAACAACAGAUUGUGCUACUGUUGCCUUGUGCAGAGUAGAACUGAACAAUGAAAAUUAUGAGCCUGGCAGAUGUUAUAAAUUAUUUGAUGCAAUUCCAGGAUGUCAGAUAAGCUCUGAGGUGCCUUCAGUUAAAACCUUGUCCUCUUCAAAAGCCAUUAGUCACUUUGGUUUGAAAGUGAACAGUGGUUCCCCUCUAAAAUCUUCACCUGAGGAUACCUCGGCAAAGUGUAAGCAUCUACGAUUUCCACAUUUAUUGCAGUCAGCUCCAGACUGCAUUUCAGAAAAUGUUAGUGAAGAAGAUAUGGUUCGAGACUGCAAUUUUGUCAGAACACCUGUCAAGUCACCAAGUAGGCAGCCAUCUUAUGAGGAUGAAGUUCAUUCUCCUAACACAGCUGAAAAGUACAAACUGCUUGGUGUGCUUGGGCUAAGGCGUAAAGUUCCUGUUCCCAUCAGUAAUGAGGAACAGCUUGGAUGGAGACAAAAGAAAAGGCUGAGGAAACCAAAAAUUAGUAAUUACACCAUUUGCAGUGUAAAGAAAAAGAGAAAAAAUGAUGUUGGAGUUAUAGAUUCACAAGGUAUCAAACCAGAUAUAGUUCAAGAACAUAAUGUUGAUGUUAAAGGUAUCGCAUUAAAACAGACCCAGGAAGUUGAAGUCAAGGGACUUAGUCCCCUCAAAUCUACAAAAGCUGAAGUGCUCACUCAUGAAAAAGUGAAAAGGAUUGUGGGUGUGAUUAAAAAGAAAGGAAAUGGAUGGUCAAGAAGAAAAAGGAGAAGUAACCUACAAAGGUUACUGUCUCAGAGUGAUGUUCCCAAACUUUGUGACGUUAAACCAUUAAAAGAAGAGUGUUAUGUAGUAAGCAAUCAACUGACCACUUCUUGUCCCAGGAAAAAAAUUGCUCUUAAGAAAAAUACAGUGGACAAACAGAACCAAAAGAAUCAAAGUAUUAAAAUGACUUCAGAUCUUACUAAGUUCUCAGAGCAGAGUAAUUUGCCAAGAAAGCGCAAACCAGAAAGAAUUUUUGUUGCAAAAAGGAAUACCAACCCUACUGUUAAAAAUCAGACUAAGUGCUGUAAGCGACAAUCUGCAGACUUGGUGAAAUUGCACAGAAAGCAUUUAGGAAACCUUACUCCUAAAAGUGAAUUUAAGAAAACUGACAGAAGAACACUUCACAAAAAUAGAAAAGUAGAAAGAAAGCCUAAGUUGAUGCAUGGUAUCAAACUCCAAAGCAAAACCUGUAAGCCAGUUCAGAUGCAGAAGAGAGCAAAGGUGGGACACUGUCAACAAAAACUGUUUGGCACAGACAACAAAAGAGAGAGAGUGUCAUCUUGCAAAUUAAAUCUCAAGAAGCACUUCUCUGUGACUUCUUUACCUAGGAAAAGAAAAGGGCAAUUUACUCAAAAGUUAUUGGAUAAUGGUAUUCCUUUUGGCUUCACUGGAAAAACGGUUAGAGUUCAGAAUGCAUGUGCCACUAAAGUGUGUACGGCAAAUUCACAAGUUCGUACAAAACCACUUGAAUGUAAAAAGAAAAUUUUGACAAAAUUUCCUGCACCGUCUACUAAAGCAAAAGCAUUGCAUGUUUCUAGUAGUCAGGGAAUUAGUCAAAGCAGAAGAAAAAGAAAAACAUUUGCUACGGCUAAAGUUUCAGAAGAUGCCACUAAAUCAAACGUUUCUAAAGCAAAGUUGGUAAAAACAGUGCUAUUGUAUGGUAAAAAACUGUUAAACCUAAAGAACAAAGAUUCAUUAAUAAAAAAGAGAAAAAAAACAUGCACUGCAGACAUGCAGGAAAAAACAGUUCCACUGUCUACCUCAAGGAAGCCUGUUAGACUUCUUGAAUAUGUCGGCACUUGUUCCAGAGAUGGUGUUUCUUCAAAACCACCAAAGACUUUCCAAGAGGUGUCAAGGAGUUUGAAGAAAAAACAAAGUGAAAUCUUAAAAUCACUUCAGAAAAAUACUAGGAGUGGGUUAAAAACUAGGCCAGUAAAAGAAAAACCUUCACGUACACCAGCCCAUUGCUGCCCAGCAUGUAAUGACGUAUUUGCAAACUGUGAUGCUUUGAUUUUUCACAGAUCAAAACACUUUGAAGGAAAAACAUGGCCUUGUCCUGUGUGCAGAAAGUCAUUCUAUAGGCAGAGAAAUGUAAAGAUUCAUCUUCGAUCACAUGAGCAGAAUCUCUUCAGAUGUAAAACCUGCAAAAAGGAUUAAUGUCAUUAUAACUUUUGUUCUCUGAAGUAAAAUUCUGAAUGCAGAGGAAGACAAUGCAAUAACUGAUUCGAAGAAACUAUUCUGCGUUCUGUGACCUGAAAUGCAUCUAAUUUAUAUUUAUUUGAAGUACUGCAACUAGAACAUUAAAAACUGAAUUUGACUAUAGAAAACCCAAAGGAUGGUCUCAGAGUUUUGUGAAUUUUGAACAGCAUAUUUAGCUUUUAUUCAAGUAUACAGAAGUGAACACUUGGAAAAACUUCCUUGCCCAUCACAGUGCUUCUUUUCUCAACUUAGAAAGGAAAAAAGAUAAUAAUGUGCUCCCUACCACAUUAUUUUUCUGAUUAUCUCUACAUGCAGAGCACUUCACCUAGAGCUCCAGAUAAAAUAUGUUUCUCCUGAAAACUUGGCUAUUCAUUUAGAAGUGGAGUGUAGGUAUAGUUCUUAAGCAUUAUUCAUAUACUUGACAGAACUCACCAAAAGCUUUCGGGGAAAUUAAGUCAAGUUAACUGAACAGUGCUGGAGGUUUGUAAAUCUGAUUCUUUUGUGAUGAUAACAUAUUGCUUGGUCUUGUCUCAAAAGCCUUCUGCAGUGGGUAAUCAUUAGGUUUUUUCUUUGGUAUACCCAGUUUGGUAGAUUUUUGAAACCUGUAGGAGGGGUGUUGCACCUCUGGCCAACAACAAUGUAUUGCUGUCCUUGUUUUGGAGUUUUUCUUCCAGGCCUCCACUGAAAAUGGACAUUUCAGUUCCCAGGCAGACUUUCCCAGUAAACAAAAGCAAGUAAGUAAAUAAACAAUAAUACACUCUAGAUUAGUAGGAAGGACUGCUCAGCCUCUGUGCAUUUGCUUUUUCUUAUUCCUGCUUGCAUAGUUCAGAUCUUAGUCUUCAUUAUCAAUUACAUAACUGGAAAGCUACCACAUUCAGUAUCUAAGAAGCAUAGGCCAUUGAAAUGAUAAUUUGAUCACCAAAUCAUUAGCAGUGGCCCAUAUAGGCACUCACUGUUGUCCCAGGAAGAGAAUCACUUGUAAAUUGUUGUAAUUGCCAGAAAAGAAGGAAGAGUGAGAAGCCAGACCUUUCCUUACAGAAGAGAGUAGCUUAUUGUAUGUAUGUGUGUGUGUGUAGGCUGUGCAUUUACUCAUGAUAGUUCCUUGCAUGAUGUUGGAUCAGAUAACAAAGCACUUGAAUUCACUGGUGUGGCAUUGGUCAACACCUCCCUCUUUUAAAGUCCAUCUCUGGACUCCAGCUCUCUAGGUCUCCAGCUUUUCACUUGAUGUCUGUCCUCUGUUACAUAAUGAGAGAUCUAGCCCGAUGAUGCUGUAGGGGCAAGAUAGCCACCUCUCAGGUGACCACUUUUGUGGAUGAAUUACAUGUUUCUAGUGCUGCCUCACUACAACAAGGUAGUGACCAGCUUGCUAGUGUGAAGUGACCCCUUGAAACCCCAACUUGAAAGCCUAUUGAUUGAUCUUGAACAAGGGGAAUUUACCCGUUGUACUUCACCCUUAGUUUAAAAAAACUUGUUUUUAAGAGUAUGAAAAACGUCUAAGAGUCAUUAUUCAUCAGAAGAACUGUUGGAGAUGCCAGCUUCAUUGGAUGUGAUUGUAUUGUUUGAUGCCUGCUGGUAUCUGCCCAUAUGAGUAUGAGAGUGCAUCCUUAUGGAGCACAGGUUUAUGCUAAAGCAAAGUUUUCUACAGGCCUCUCGGGACCAAGUGCCCUCUAUUGUUCAAUGCCUCAAGCAGUUGGGCUUAUUGCUCUGCACCCACCACCCACCUCUUUACCUGUUGCAGACAAAUGUCUUAGGACAGUGAUACUCUGCUGAAGAUUUAAAGCAUUGAGUAUCUCCCUGUCCUUUGCUGUCCUUCUGAGAGGAAUUCUGAGGGUCUUGAAAAUAUAACAUUGGUAAUCUGCCACGGUACAGCUUGGGAUGAGUUAAUUCUCUCUCUCCCAUUCCAGUUUGGUAUUCAUUUUUUAAUCUAUAAAAAUCCCAUAUUCAGAAGCAGUUUCCACAAGCAACACUAGGGAAGAGUGCAUUUCCAGUAGUUGCGGCAGGUGUUUUCUGCCACUUGGACAGUUUAGCUCUUAGUCUUUAAACUCACUGAUGAAAAAUUCUUAUAUUCAGUGCAUAAAACAAAGCCUUGCAAGAUUUUUUGUCAUCAACAAGUAAUCUGUUAAAACCAGCACACAUGUAUAAAUGAUAUCUGAGAAAACAGUUAAGCACUGCAAAGGGUGGUCUUGUAGUCCAUUUGAUAUGAUGAGUACACGUGUUUUAUAACAUUGAUUACUGGUUAUUUCUUAAAGUAAAUUGAUUUGCUCUGGUCAGUGCAUCCAGAAUGUUUGACAGCUCUUUAAGACUAAUUUGAAUCUGCACUUAAAGCAUUUUAGAUUAGAUUUAGUUUCAAAUGUUGAUGAAAUUCUGCAAUGUCAGAAGACGUUUUUAAAAUGUGCUGUUCCAAUUUGAAACAUAUUUGCACAAGUAGCCAUUGUUUCUCAGUGUUAACAUCACAGAACGUCAGAGUUUAAGCAUGUGUGAGUAUUAGUGUGGGAUUUUCAAAAUGAGUGCAUAUUCUGAUAAUAAACAUGUUUUUGAAAUAGAAUUAAGGGAGUAAAGCAAGGAAGAAAGUUUUGUUAUUCUUUAAAGCACCAAAUAGUUUUUUAAGCAGUUAUUUGUUAUGUGACAGUAACUUGUAUAAUAUGGUGUGAAUCUUAAGUAAUUUAGUUACAUUUCAUGUCUGUUAGUACUCUAUUUAAGUAAGAUGUAAAAUAUUGUAAAUGAAAGCAUGUUAUUGCCUUGAGAACAUGUAAAUGAAUUACUCCACAGAUUGCUUUGUGCUUGAAUAUCUUGGAAAAAAGUUUGUUUUAACACUGGUGUUUAUAUAUUAUGUAUGUGUAUAUUGGCAGCUGUAGAAUGUUUGCAUAACAUUCUUGCUUUUAUAUGAUACAGAUUAUUCUCUGUAGAAGUCAUUUUAACAUGUCGAUCCAAACAGUUUGUUCAGUUUGAAUAAAUUAUGCAAUAAAUUUAGGAUUUCUCGAUGAAAACUUUAAAACUGUUUUUAAUCUUGCUGUUUUAGAUGGGAAGUUGACAGGGAAUAUGUACACUUUAAUGACCUUAAAAAAAAGUAAAAUGUCCACUAUGUAAGAGUAUCUAUUUUGUUAAAUAUAAAUGUUUUUAAAGACUUGGUUGUUUUUUAAACUAUUCACUACCAUAGUUGCUGGUACUGUAAUAGGCAUAUUGUAAUUCUCAUUAAUUACCCAAAUACCUGCCUUAUCUUUGUGCUUAAAUAAAUGUCAUAAUUUCCCUAAUUAUGUUUAUUGAUCAGAUUUCUUUAUAUAUUGUAUAUCGUUAAAACUUCUUUGAAGUUGUCUGUGCCACUUUACUCUCGAGUACCUACAAGAGUUUUGUUUAGACACAUCAGACUCUUUCUUGGUUCUGUAUUGCUUCAUGAAAUUUAUUUUAAAUAAAAUUAUUUUAAUUUUGGUA